Molecule: messenger RNA, 864 nt
Organism: Botrytis fragariae
Lineage: Eukaryota; Fungi; Ascomycota; Leotiomycetes; Helotiales; Sclerotiniaceae
Product: putative cyclopentanone -monooxygenase protein
Exons: 5
Coding region: 1-864 (287 amino acids)
Source: RefSeq, a predicted model, not a curated record
AUGCGACGAUGUUUGCCUUUAGUCUCCAACCCUAUGAGAUUGAAGCAAGACAUCCAAUUCAACGUUCGGGUCACGCAUGGCCAGUUUCGGGAGGAUAGAUGGUACACAACUACGAUUGCUUGCCCUGAACCCGGUACAGUACCACACAUCGCGUCUUUCCUAGGGCUUGAGUCGUUCCAAGGGACAGUGACUCACUCCUACAAGUGGCCAGAGGAGGGCACAGGAGCCUCCGGGGUACAGAUCGUGCAAGAUUGGGCUAAGAGAGCAGAUCAUCUCACUGUUUUCCAACGAACCCCUAAUACAGUCCUGCCCAUGCAUCCAGAAGGCUGGCAUCAAGAUCCAAAAAUGACCCGUGAAGAAUUCUCCAACUACCGCCGCACGCAUUCUAGCGGCGUGGACUAUCAAUCUUUAUCAACCAAUACAUUUGACACAGUGAAUCCCGCCGAGCGACACACCCUCCGCGAACAUCCAUGGCAUACUGGCGGGAUGAGAUACGUCUACGCGAACUACCAGAAUGUAAUGAUCAACCGCGCUGCGAACCGGGAGAUUUACGAUUUCUGGGCUCAGAAGUUCCGUUCACGCAUUAAGAAUCCACGCAAACGAGAUCUGUGGCGCCCCUCAAGCCUUUACACCCUAUGGGCUCGAAAAGACCUACCUGUGAAGUCGAUUACUAUGACUAGUUCAAUCGUGGGUCUACGAUCUACUUCCAUCUAUUCUUUCCAGGCUGGUGGCUUCACUGCCACGGAUGGGCAAUUCUACCUUCUUGAUAUCGUUGCUCUAGCCACGGGUUUUGAUACGAUCACCGGCGGACUCACUCAUGUGGUGCUGCACAGUGUCGAUGGCGAGUCUCUAAAGGACCAGUGA